This is a messenger RNA of Oreochromis aureus, 1693 nucleotides long. Its product is annotated as zinc finger MYM-type protein 4-like. The transcript has 13 exons. The coding region runs from base 74 to 1693 and encodes 539 amino acids. NCBI's taxonomy places the organism in Eukaryota, Metazoa, Chordata, Actinopteri, Cichliformes, Cichlidae. The record is from RefSeq and is a predicted model, not a curated record.
GGGUAAACACUGUCGCUCGUGCAGUUACUGCCAGUCGAUAUCCAAGAGUCUGGUGACGACACCGGGUGAAGAUAUGGACAUCGAGUUCUGCUCUGAAGCCUGCUGCUCAAAAUACAAAAUGCUCCUCGGACAUGUGGCAAAAUGUGACACCUGCAGUCACAAAGGGAAACUAAAGCAGAGUCUGCCGCUGCUGGGAGAGGUCAAAUACUUCUGUGGCAUGAAGUGUCUCCUACACUUCUGCAGUAACAAGGUUCAGAUGCUCGACGGAGAAGUCUCUUCAUCUCUGGUAUCUGCAGCACCAGCAGAGUCCUCUCCUGUCAUUGGGAAUGUUAUAUCUUUGGCUAAUGCUCUGACCAGGCAGCACAGCACCUCAGCAGCCUCUCCACAGCUUGGCUCCAUCACUGACAUUCAAACAAAGGUCAUUGGACAUGCCAGCGUUCAGACUGUCCCAAAGGAGCUGAAGAACAAGUCGAUCAUCUGUACUCCGCUGGUUCAUAACAAAGGGGUCUCCUGUACAGAAGAGGCUCUUAAAAUAGAGACACAAAAAGAAGACCGUUGUGAUCCUAAAGUCGUGGUCCUGCCUGUCCCAGUGCCGGUUUAUGUUCCUGUGCCUAUGAACAUGUACAGCCAGUACGCUCCACAGCCGGUGGGCCUGCCCUUACUGCUGCCUGUGCCCCUGGUCCUCCCUGUGAAGAAAGAUGGCUCUGAGCCAACGGUGAAAUCCACAAAAGAGAGUUUGCAUCCUGAACACUUACAGGGCGAGCUCAUCAGGCCUGAGACGGAGAUAGAGCAGAGAGAGGAAGGGCAGAAGCAUGGACAGAUGAUAAAAGAAGAAGAAAGACCCAAGCCUUCAUCCGUGCAGGCUCUGGAAAGUCCUCAGAGAUCACCCGUCGCUCCUCCUGCUCCAAUUUUAGUACCACAAACUUUGGACAAAGACAAGAACAAGGAUUGUAACCUGGAGCAGCUUUCAAAGAAAGAUGAGCAAGACACUCCUGAAACAGACUUUACUCAACUUGUGUCUUCAAAGCAAAACACCCUGAAGAGUGAGUGUGGAGUUGAUGCCUGGAAGAGAUGGACCAAGUGGAGAGAGUCACAAACCAACCUGGAGCCCGUUUCUUCUCAUGUACUGACGCUGAAGGCGGACCUCCUUCGCUGCUCUGUGGCUGAACUGAGCGACUGCCUGCUUUGCUUCAUCAGGGAGGUGAAACAAUCGGAUGGCGAGCCGUACUCCCCCAACAGGCUGUUCUACCUCUGCCUCAGCAUUCAGCUGUUUCUGUUUCAGAACGGUCGGCUGGAGAACAUAUUCAGUGAUCUCAUCUACGACAGGUUUUCCACUGAGUUGACCAAGAUCCUUAAACCUUCAGUCACAGGCGGAGGUUGUGUGCUGUCCUGUGUGGAGGAGCAGUUUCUGUGGGACUGUAAACAGCUGGGGGCGUACUCCCCCACUGUCCUGCUCAACACGCUGCUCUUCUUCUUCUGCAAGUACUUUGGCUUCACCACAGUCGAGCAGCACCGCCGGCUGUCCUUUGCAAACAUCACACUCUGCACCAAAACCAGCAAGAGCAACACCAAGACCACCUUCCUACGCUUCCACCCACCUACUUGUACAAACCAGGAAGAGUCAGACACGUAUGACGCGUCCCAGCUAAGAAGGUUAAGAAAAACGAGUCUGAGGAGGAUUUCCUGGAGAUGA